This is a messenger RNA of Schistocerca americana (American grasshopper), 321 nucleotides long. RefSeq names its product kallikrein-9-like. The coding region runs from base 1 to 321 and encodes 106 amino acids. The transcript is spliced from 3 exons. The record is from RefSeq and is a predicted model, not a curated record. Lineage: Eukaryota; Metazoa; Arthropoda; Insecta; Orthoptera; Acrididae. Gene Ontology annotation, molecular function: serine-type endopeptidase activity. Gene Ontology annotation, biological process: proteolysis.
AUGGGGGCUCAGGUGUCUGGUUCGUUGCUUGGGACGUAUGCACGGCCCGUCGGUCUGCCCCUUGAGGGGUUCGACCCCGAAGAGGGCCUCAAUGUGACGGUGACCGGCAGGGGCGACAGGUCCACAAGUGGUCUGGAAGCCGGGAACCUGCGCAAGGCCGGCAGGGGCGUCUGCAGGGGCGACUACGGCGGCCCGCUGGUCAGCGGCGCCACGCAGCUGGGCAUCGCCUCGUGGUCAGCCUCGCCCUGCGAGGCCACGCCCGCCGUCUUCACCAGCGUGGGCCACCUGCGCUCCUGGAUCCGCGCCACUGCAUGUGUCUAG